Molecule: messenger RNA, 1371 nt
Organism: Cryptomeria japonica (Japanese cedar)
Lineage: Eukaryota; Viridiplantae; Streptophyta; Pinopsida; Cupressales; Cupressaceae
Product: transcription factor bHLH49
Exons: 6
Coding region: 228-1100 (290 amino acids)
Biological process (GO): regulation of DNA-templated transcription
Cellular component (GO): nucleus
Molecular function (GO): DNA-binding transcription factor activity; protein dimerization activity
Source: RefSeq, a predicted model, not a curated record
UAUCGGGCAUGGUGUUUUGGUUCAAUUAAGUCACCGACUAUAUAUGCAAUACUAUACAUUUGCAGUGUGCAAAUGAGGAUCCUUGUACAAGAGCCUGAUAGGAAAAAAGAGUGUUUGGUGACAGGAACAACUUACUACCAUAUUAGGCUGCAGUAUUAGGCAGGGGUUUUAGAAUCCUCAUUUCAAUUUGAUAUCUUUAAAUUGUAGUUUUUUCAAUUUCAUGACCAAUGAAGUCAAUGGAAUUAUAUGAUCAUGAGAUGGAUCAGUUCUCUAGUGAUUUUAUGCAGGACAACAUGGAGAUUAUUAUGCAGAUGAAUGGAGAGUUUGAUAACACAUUCUGUGUAGAUCCUUAUCCCAAGACAGUUUCAAGCAUGGUAAGCAUGGCUAGACCAGUGAUGAUCAAAGAUGAUGAUGACCUGUCAAGGCUAUAUAGUAAGUUCAUUGUUCCAGAUCAUGAUCAUCCUGUAGUGUACAAUGAAUCUUCAAGUUUUGUUACUAUGAGAGAAGGCACAGACCACAGAUCUGGAGAAUGCAUUGCAGACAAUAGAGAAUACCAUAACAAUGGUUCUAGCAGCUAUCAAUUUCAUGAGGAUUUGAAGCAUAAAGAAUCUCAAAAUCAAAUGGGUAUACCUCUUACUCAGCAUCACUUCAGUAAUGUUGUCAACUCAACAUCCCAGAACUCUUGUAAUAAGGAGCUAGUCAAGGAAUCAAAGGAGCCAAAUUCUCAGUAUUUCAAAACUUCUAGCUCUGCUCAAGAUCAAGAAGUUGAUUUUCCUAAGGAUUUUGUACACUUGAGAGCAAGGAGGGGUCAAACAACUAAGAAGCAAAGCAUCUAUGAAAGGAAGAGGAGGGAGAAAAUUAGGGAACGUAUGAAAAGACUGCAAGACCUUGUUCCUGAUUGCAAACUGGUUUCAGGUGACAUAAAAAGGCUUGAUAUGAUCAUCUGCUACAUUCAGUCCUUACAGAGACAAGUGCAGAGUCUUUCAAUGAAGCUCCAGAUGGCUUCUAUGAUAACUGAUCUUCACUUUGAAAACCUUGGUCACCCUUUUAGAAAGGAGGGAAGCUGCCAAGAAGAUUAUAUGUGUUUACUCCCCUCAUAAUCCACAACAGGGAAAAAAAAUUCAUCAAUUUGCUGGCCAUUCACUGUCAAGAUGAACUCUAAUCUUGACAAUGACUAGACAAAUAUGUUUGUUGGUGUCUGGUAUUUCUAUUUAGAAAGAUUUUAUUAGUUUGCUAGUUUCUUCUCAGAUGCCUUGGCAUGUUUAAACAUUGAAAGACUAGCUACAUUAGUCUUGUUAUUUGUAAUUGGACUGAGAGAUGGUUUGCAGUUUCAUGUAACGGAUCAAUUUUGAAUGACAUUCUAAAUUAUUA